Rosa rugosa (rugosa rose) is the source of this 1707-nucleotide messenger RNA. Its product is annotated as glycosyltransferase BC10-like. Gene Ontology annotation, molecular function: glycosyltransferase activity. The coding region runs from base 220 to 1443 and encodes 407 amino acids. The transcript is spliced from 11 exons. Gene Ontology annotation, cellular component: membrane. The record is from RefSeq and is a predicted model, not a curated record. NCBI's taxonomy places the organism in Eukaryota, Viridiplantae, Streptophyta, Magnoliopsida, Rosales, Rosaceae.
GCGUAGUCAUUAUAAUCAUCAAAUCAUUCAUAUACUAAUACAAUGCCUCACCUCAUUUUGCAUCGCCUCAAAAUUUUAUUCACGUACACCCGCCGAACCCGCUCAAUCAUCUGCAUUUGAAGUUUGAUCACACCAAGUACAAACCCAGUUUUCAGGUUAUUGGUUAAGUUUGUUGUAUAAUUUGGGAACAAUAAAACAGAGGAUGCGAAAAGUGCCUUGAUGUUGCCUUCAACCCAAUUGAAAAAAGGUGGCGCAUGGAGGCCACAAUUGUUCAAAGACAUUAUGGUCAUGUCCAAGUCAAGGUCUCGUUCACAAAUGAAAAGACCAAGAUGGAUUAUUGCAUUGGUUUGUAUUCUCUGCGUUUUUCUGAUUACUGCUUAUUUCUAUCCGUCGGAAAGCUCUACGACAUGCUAUCUCUUCUCAUCUCCUAAUUGUGAUGGGAUAUUUGGAAAGACUCCACCUAGUCCUGCAAGGGAACUAACUGACGAUGAGACUGCAUCUUCAGUUGUAGUUAAGGAAAUUCUUAAUACGCCUCCUCUUCAGUCGAAGAACCCGAAAAUCGCUUUCAUGUUUUUGACUCCGGGCACGUUACCUUUCGAGGAGUUAUGGGAAAAUUUCUUUCAAGGCCAUGAGGACAAAUUCAGUGUUUAUGUACAUGCAUCUAAGCAGAAACCAAUACAUGUGAGCCGCUAUUUUGUUGAUAGAGACAUACAUAGUGAACAGAUGCCUUUGAUAAUAAAUUAUCAGGUAGUUUGGGGAAAAUUUUCAAUGGUUGAGGCAGAAAAGAGACUCUUGGCCAAUGCACUUUUAGACCCUGAUAACCAACACUUCGUUCUGCUGUCUGACAGCUGCAUACCACUGCAUAGCUUUGAUUAUGUAUAUAAUUAUCUCAUGUACACGAAUGUCAGCUUUAUAGACUGUUUUGUGGAUCCCGGUCCACAUGGAACUGGACGGUAUGCUGAGCAAAUGAUGCCCGAAGUUGAAAAGCACGAAUUUCGAAAGGGUUCACAGUGGUUCACUAUGAAGAGGCAACAUGCUAUUGUCAUGAUGGCAGACAGUCUAUACUAUACCAAGUUCAAGCUUCACUGCAGGCCGAACAUGGACGGCCGCAACUGCUAUUCGGACGAGCAUUACCUGCCAACCUUCUUUCGGAUGAAAGAUCCUGCUGGUCUUGCAAAUUGGUCGGUAACAUUUGUUGAUUGGUCUGAAGGGAAAUGGCAUCCAAGAGCAUUUAGGACUCAGGAUGUUACUUAUGAUCUUCUUAGGAACAUCACGUCUAUCGCUGAUAGCACACAUGUGACAAGUGAUGCAACGAAAACAGUAUUGAGGACUCCUUGCCUGUGGAAUGGGAUGAAGCGACCCUGUUUCUUAUUUGCCAGAAAGUUCUAUCCUGAAACUCUGGGGAAACUGAUACACCUUUUCUCCAAUUAUACGAAAGUUUGAAUUUCUUUCUUCUCUGUCGGCCAAUUAUACCAUGCCAUGUGGCCGGACAUUUUGGAUCCUCGCUGCGAAUAUUUUGCCAUGUCAGCGAAGCUAUCAGGGUAUGGCUCGGGAUUGGUGGUAAAGAGACUGCUGCUUCUUCUUGUAGAUUGGUUCACCUUUUCUUGUUAGCAUUACUAGAAUUGCAUUCAAUUUCAUGUUUAUAUAUCUGUAAAAAGAGGAAAAAGUUAUAUAUGAAAGUAUGAAACUGUAUUUUUUGUGUCCAAA